AUGUCUACCGCAUCGGAUACGCCGGUUCCUACGGCUUCAAUGGACGUCGAAGCUAUGGACAUCGAUUCCAGCGUCAAGCCAUCCACAACCACGGCCAAUCCCACCACGAUAGACGACGACGACGAUGACCCCGUCACUGCGACUUACAACAUCUUCAUCAACCCCGCACUUCCUCUUGGCCGCCGUCUGCUUGUCCUCCAACACCCCAACCGUACCGAUGAUGCUCCCCGCCCUCCACCCACCGAGCUGCGCGUGAAGGCUCAGGCUGGCAUGGUCGAAGUAGAUGUGCCUCUCGACAACACUGUCGCCUAUGAUCGUGAGAAGGGUCUCAAGUGGGGAAAGACACUGCAUACUUCUAUGGCUACCAAGAAUGGCGGCAGUCACGGUCUGGCUGGUGGUUUUGGCUUUGGUACUGUUCAGGCUCGGGGUGGGCGGAAGAAGACCGAGGCGGAUGAGGAUGAGAGCUUGGACUGGACAGAAGCUGUUAGACAGGAUAAAGUACUUCGAACACAAACGCUCGGUGGACAGUAUCCUGAGUAUAAGGAGGUUCAGCACAUGGUUGGUGUCUUUCAAGGCAAGGACCUACAUCUCACGCCUGUAUCGUCACUCGUCCAUCUACGCCCUCAACUCCACCACAUCGAUGCAACAGUCCAACAAGAACGCCAGGCCGCAGCCACCAAGGACUCAGCUCCCAGCACAGCCGGCGGCACGGCGCGUGCUAUCCACAUGACCGUCAAGGCCACCGGCGAUGGCGAGACCGUCACUACCGAGACCAUGGCCGACCGUCUACGGUCUGUACAAACAGAGCAUUGGCGCACCAUGCACUACACAGAUGAGAACGAGGAGGCCGCAUGGGAAGUUUAUAACGAAAGUCUUUUCCUACGUCCUGCAGAAGAAGAGGGUGCUGAAGGAGAUAAGAAGGCCGACGAUGCUGAGGAGGUCGAACCAGUGCUCGAGGAAUCCGUGCCCAAGUUUGCUCGUCGGUGGGAUGACGAUGAGCUUCUGGAAGCCGUGAGUGGUAUCAAGAAGCCAGUACCAGCACCAGCUCCCGAGCCUGUUAAGAAGACCGAGCCCAAGCAGGUCGCUCCCGCCAAGCAGCCAGAGCAGCCUGCACCAGAAUCAGAAGAGGCACGGAAACCCAAGCUUCGGCCACGAGGGGGUGCAGUGGGAGGUGUCGCUCGUCGAGGAGGCAAGCCUCGGGCUGCGACUUCAAAGACAGUCAACAUUGAUGAAUGA
Fusarium sp. VM40 is the source of this 1236-nucleotide messenger RNA. The record is from the annotation of a GenBank genome assembly. Lineage: Eukaryota; Fungi; Ascomycota; Sordariomycetes; Hypocreales; Nectriaceae.